This is a messenger RNA of Cylicocyclus nassatus, 2056 nucleotides long. The record is from the annotation of a GenBank genome assembly. NCBI's taxonomy places the organism in Eukaryota, Metazoa, Nematoda, Chromadorea, Rhabditida, Strongylidae.
AUGGUCAGCCAUUACUUUGGAGUGCUUUCAGUCACUGGGAUCCAGCAUUUGCAGAAAUCCUAUGUUGUCGUGGAUACAGUAGCUGGGAUCAAGCGAGAGGUGGCCCACAAUUAUAGGCGCCAUGAGAAGAAUCUUGUCCUUCUACCAUACCAUGAAGAACUGACGUGUGAAUUGGACGCCCGCUUCGAUCACAUAAAGCACGGGAUCGUUAUAGCAGUUUUGGUGAACGAACAAAGACCAGCUCUAAGGAACUUCAUAUUUGCUUUAAAGAUGUACCUUUCCGUGUACGGAUUUCAUUUUACGAGAGAGGACCAUCUUCAGAUAAUCGAAUUGCUAUAUCUGAUUCUAGUAAGAAAACACCAGUGGCAUGAUAUUGUGACAUACACUGCUAAGACUCUAGAAGACUUAGCAAAUAAAUGUUACUUUGGUUACAAGGACCUGACAUUGGAUUGGGAACCGUUAUUUGAUCUUUAUUAUGGGGCAAACUAUGGAAAGCUUAUGGAAGAAAUCGAAGGAAAAAAUCUAAAAAAUGCGGUCUUCUUGUUGAAGAGAUUCUAUCGUCCCUCAGAUACUCCAAAAAUUUGGGACAGGAUACAAGUAUACUUGUCGCCUCGAUACUCUACAAAGGAAUUUUGUGAUUUGUCCCUAAUGUUCCUUCCGAUCAGAAUGACAACGCAGGAGCACAAGCAAUUUGGCGCAGUAUUAUGGUUCGAUACAUUGUGGAAGAUGUACGAAAUGGUUGAAAUGGGCAAUAAGUGGGGCGAAGAGUUGCCAAAUUUGUUUGCAACCCUUGCUUACAAUAACCCCGACUUUAUGGAUUGGUCACCAUUGUACGAUACUAUCUUCACGCGUACCAUCCGAACACUGGGACUCAGCGUACGAGAAGGAAAACUUACAACUGGCGAAACCGUUGGACCCUUGAGUAUGGGUGGAUUAGCUCGCAUGGUGGUUGCUACACUGGGCGGUCCAUAUGGGUGUCAGAAGCAUUUGGAGAGAAUGAUGCAGUUAAUAGAACCAUUUAUGCACCCUUCAAACGAGAGCGGUCAUACUCUUCUCGUCCUGGUUCCAGAGAAGUUUUACCUGACAGAUGAAGACAUCGCAAAAUUUACUGACGCUAUAUUGCAAUCAUUGCUCUAUUCACUUUACACUAAGGAUGGGAAAGCGAGCAAAGCACCAGCCAGAAUGGUUAUGAUACUAGGAUCGUUGUGCCCGGGACGUGUUUUUCCAAAAUUUUUUGAACAUGCUUAUCCUGCCAUUUUUGCUGUUGAUGAGCCUCAUCGCCUGACGCAAACAUUAGACUGCCUCUUUGAAGUCGUUUUCCUCAUUGCCCACGAUGACGACCCUAAGACCAAGCGGCUGCCGUAUGAAAAGGAUUGGAUUGCAGAGAUGGAAAAGGUUCGCUCGCCAGACUCGCCAAUAGCUAAAUACUCGAUUAGUAAACUCACCCAAACCGCAAAAUUCAAGAUUAAAGAUAGUUUAACGGGUUUUCGCUGCCAUUUGUUCUACUUUUUGGAAAUGCUGAUUGAGGGGAUUGACAUCAAUGAUGUUGCAAAAGCUAACAUUGUCAUUCACAAUCUCAUGCUCAUCUUCUUCAUAGUACCCAUUCUUGAUUACUCGGAAUGCAUCAAAUAUCACAAUGACCUCACUGACGAGGAGAAAGCUUUAUGUCUGCUGUCUGUACGACUACCUAUACUUGCCGAGAUGGCUCUCGACAAGAUUCGACAAGUCGUACAGUCUACUUGGUGGUCGUCGCGGAUUCUUCAUCGCGUACGCUGGAUAGGUGUCUCGCAUCUCAAUGGCUAUCAGAAGGAAGUCCUACACCGCGCUUUUUAAGCUUAACGUGGUGCAAUAUGCCUUGGAACAUGGAACAUCGGCUGCCGCUGUUCGCUACGAAGUCUCUGAUGGUCUGGUUAGAAGAUGGAAGGCCGAUAAAGAAAAUCUGGAGGAUAUGCCACUGAGGAGACGCGCCAACCGUCAUGGGAAGCCAAAGGUGGAGGAAAUAGAGGAAGCUCUCUAUGCAUGGAUUGUGCAGACGCGAGAAGGAAGCCGAGCAGUG